AUGGAGGAGAAUCCGCUAACUUUUAACCAAACGGCACUGGGGAUCUCCGAGUUCAUCGAGGUUGCAAUACAUACCAUUCUCUAUGUACGUCACGUAUAUCCAGCCGAACUGUUUGUAAGGCGCAAGAAAUAUGACACCCCAGUCUUCCAAUCUCGUCACCCUGCCCUGAAUGAGUACAUCUCAGGGGUGGUUAGAGCUGUGGCUGACGAGCUUGCCGUCGGAAAUGUUGAAAAGGUGGUGGUUCUCAUUAAGGGCAAGGACGAUGUUGCCCUUGAGCGGUACAUCUUUGCCGUUCAAAAUGUGAUUCAAGUCGAAGCUUACAACAAAGACACCAGCGUACAGGGUGCGAUGACUCCCUCAGCAUUGGGCCAGUAUCUCAGAGCUUUCAUGGUUAAACUCUCCAUGAUGGAGAAUCAGCUUGGUCAGCUGUCUCUCGGCGGCGACGGAAGCUUUGCUGUCAUCAUAGAGCUACAAGACGAUAAGGUCCCGUCUAUCUCGCAAGGGAAGGUAGAGGCACUUAGGGCUGCACUUGAUUCCACAACUUGA
Molecule: messenger RNA, 546 nt
Organism: Phanerochaete carnosa HHB-10118-sp
Lineage: Eukaryota; Fungi; Basidiomycota; Agaricomycetes; Polyporales; Phanerochaetaceae
Exons: 6
Coding region: 1-546 (181 amino acids)
Cellular component (GO): zeta DNA polymerase complex
Source: RefSeq, a predicted model, not a curated record